Molecule: messenger RNA, 7261 nt
Organism: Diorhabda carinulata
Lineage: Eukaryota; Metazoa; Arthropoda; Insecta; Coleoptera; Chrysomelidae
Product: ubiquitin-conjugating enzyme E2Q-like protein CG4502
Exons: 2
Coding region: 413-1147 (244 amino acids)
Source: RefSeq, a predicted model, not a curated record
AGUAAUAUUCGUAGUACGAUACCGUCACAUGCGCAUUACAUCAAUCUCCCGUCUUGUUUUAUUAAAAAUAAAAUUAUCUUCUUGCCUUAAGUCAAUAACAUUUCUUGUUUAUAUAUAAAAGUAGCUCGAUAUUGACUAAAUAUAAUAUCACUAGUAUAUUAUAUAGAGUAGAUUUUUUUUUUGUUAACUGAUACGCGACGCCAUUAUUUUCCGGCAUCUCGACGUCGUCGACGUCCAAAGAUCAGUCGCCGGACAUCGAUUCGUGCCUCCUUGCAGUUUAAUUUUCAACUACUGGAUUCUUGACUUGUCAAAAAGGAUUAUUUUAUCAAUGGAUUUAAUUGUAAACAUUGAUUCUCGAUAUCAAACGUACUUGUGAUGUUUGUUGCGCCGGAAUAAAUAUCCAGGCAACAAAAUGAGUCGUCCAAAAGAAAAAGUUACCAACAUAUUUCGUAAAAUUUUCAAAUCAUCUGCAAAAGAAGGCGAGGGUCCCAGUAAACCUAGUACGUCAGGUACUGGUUCUCCAGCUCGACGUCUCUUACGCGGUUGUCGAGAUAGCGUAGCCCCCGCCGAUAGCUCACAAAGUAGCCCAGCUUUCACCUCCAAAACCAAAAAAGAUGAAAACCACGCCAAGACAGUCCGAGCAAAAAGACUGAUGAAAGAAUUAAGAGAUCUCCAAAGGUUCCAAAAUUCCAAACCGGAUCCAGUGUUUACCGUGGAAUUAGUAGAAGAUAAUUUAUUUGAGUGGCACGUGAAACUGUAUAAAAUAGACAAUGAUAGUGAACUAGGCAACGAUAUGCAUGAGCUGGGAGUAACGUACAUCCUUCUUCAUCUAGUGUUUCCUGAAAAUUUCCCAUUUGCUCCGCCAUUUAUGCGCGUUAUCUCCCCGAGAAUAGAAAAAGGUUUUGUAAUGGAAGGAGGAGCUAUUUGUAUGGAACUCCUAACUCCUAGGGGUUGGGCGAGCGCUUACACAGUAGAAGCUGUUAUAAUGCAAUUUGCAGCUAGUGUGGUUAAAGGACAAGGACGAAUACAAAGAAAAAAUAAAGGCCAAAAAGUGUUCAGUAGGCGCACUGCGGAGGAAAGUUUCAGAUCUUUGGUUAAAACGCACGACAAGUACGGUUGGGUUACACCGAGUUUAUCUGAUGGCUGAUUAGCUCAAAUGACAGUAUUUAUAUAUUCACAUGACAUGUUUUUGUCGGAACAACUGUCGCUGUAUACAAUUAUUUAUAAAACGAAAUCUGAUUCUAGCUAUAUCAUACAAUCUUUCUAUUAAAGUAACAAUACUAGUUACAGCUAGAAUAAGAAUCAAAUCUGGUUGGUUUGUCAUAGAAUUCAUAGAAACACAGUUGGUGUAGACCAUCGAUAACCUGAUGUUAUUUAUUUUGAUUUAAUUGACGCCAUCUGUGUGGAGAAAUCUCUAUUACUAAUUUGACAUACGUCAAAAAAUUUUGCCGAUUUUUAAUGUUUUCAAUAGCGCGAAAUUUAAAUAUUAUUUCACUGUAAUUCAGAACUACUCAGGACUUAUAAAUUUUCAAAUUUAUAUUGUUUAUUGGAAUUUUAAGAUGAUCAUAUUUAGAAAUACGAGGUAUAUCUACGAAGUAAGUUCCGUUUGGUUGUAUAAAAAACGUCUACAUGUACAGAAAAACUAUUUAUUGAACAAUUUUUUGUAUGCCUUCUUGAGUGUUGGCAACCAAGGAAAGAUUUUAAAGGUUGAAAAAAAUGAAAGUCGGUAGGAUAACCUGUAUGAGUUUUGUGCAUUGAUUGUUUUGCCUCGUGGUAAAAAAUUAAUUAGCAAAAUGUCUCUACAGUCCCGAAAAAUGGGGUAAAUGAGUUUUCGAUGUGUUAAAAUUCGCUUAGGCUUAACUUACAUUGAAGACGAUGUCAUUGAUUGUCGUUUAAUAUCUGGGGUAUCGUAAGAUACCCCAAUUUCAUCCCUAUGACAAUCCAAGAAAGAAAACCUUGUUUUUGUGUUGGUAAGUAAGAAUCUUGAGGCCUAACGUGACUGAAAAUUUCAAAAUAUCAGUAAUUAAUGAUAAUUUGGAUAAUAACAAGUGACAGAAAAGAUGUUUCUAUUGGUUACUGCGGUUGUGACGUAAAAAGUAAGUAAAUACUGAAACGUGGUCGCCGCGUGUCGCCUCAAACGCCAUUCUGUUGUUCUGAGUGGAGGUAAUUGGUUGUUUAGUGCGAUUUGUGUUUAUGUAAGGGUUUCAAAGACUAUUCUAGUUGAAAUGAUAGCCGAGAAAGGAUUUAUCGACCUAAAAUAGAUACAUUGGCUGAAAUACGUGGGGUAAAAGCAGAUAAGUAAGUACUACUAAUUAGACUUUCUUAUAGUAACGUCAUUAUCAAAUUUGUUUGCUUGAACUUUAUUAAAAUAUAGUCAUAAAGAUGAUAGCUUUGAAGGUUAUGUUUUGAUUGAAGCUAUUGAUGUUAAAACAUUUGUAUCAUCUUUCAGUGCUGUUUACUUACUUUCUACGUCACAUUCAGUCAUGUGACAACAAAUACGUUUUGGCGCGUCAUUUAGGUAUUUAAAUUUAUUCAUUUCUUUUUUGUGAACUGAUAUACUGUUUAAAAAAAAUUAAAAAAUAGUGUGUAAUUAAGAACGAUAUACUAGACGUAGUUAAGGUAUAAAAAAGUAUGUAAGGACCUUAUUGUGUGAACCAGUUUAUCAGUAACCAAAGACAAACGUCCGCAUCUAAAAUAAAAAUUUAACUUGUGUAAUUUGCAUAAACCGACUAUAAAAUAGAUGAUUUGUGGUUUAUAUCUUCCUAUGUUUGAUACCAUAUAUAAAAAAACCAACCUAAAAAUAUUAAAUAACUCCAUUUGAAUCCAAAAUACGUAAAAGCAGAUGAAGUUUCUUUCUUUGAAUAUUCAUAAAUAAUCAAAAUUAUUACUUUGGCAGUUGUUCCGUAAUUUUAAGUGUAUUUUAAUGAUAUAUACAAUUUGUCUUGCAACUUUUUAAACAUGUUAAAUCGUGUAUUAAACAAUGUGAGACACUAUGUAUAAAACAAUUUUAAUAUUAUCCAAAUAAAAUGAUUACGACUGUGAAAUGUAAUGUUUCUACUGAAAAAUUUUUAAAUUAAUUAUUAAUUGAAUUUUUAACACGUUUUUACUGGUUUUUCUUCCUUAUUGAUUUAAGAUAAGGUAAUUUCGAGUAUUAGAAUUGGUCAGUUUUCUGGUAAAAUAACAUUUCCAUUACUGUAGAAUUACUUCUUAAGCGUUUAGGCAAAGAUUCACAGGUAAAAACACCGCAGGUUCAAAACUAACUAUAGCGAUGUCACGAGAUGAAAUAUCUCGCAUUUUUUUGAGAAUUUCAUCGACUUAGGCAGAGGUUGGUCGACCAAGAUUCAAGUUUUCUGAACUAAACCUGCGGAACCGCCGUAAGGCACUAGGUACCUCGCAAGAAGGACCGAUGACAGCAUAGCUUCCAACAUACUUCGAGGCAUUACCGUUCCUAGAAGCGCUGUGUGCAUUUUCAUCCACUCCUGGACAAGCUGCGUACUUGGGUACUUAGUUAAAGGAAUAGAGUUGGGAGAAAACUUAAAACUAUAACUAAAUGAAAAAAAAAUUUGGAAAGAUAUGACUCCCUACGCUAUUCAAAUUUGAAAAAAAAAAAUAUUUCACAGAUACGUAAUUGUUAUAUAUGGAUGACUGAUCUCAAUAACAAAUCCGUUCCGUGUAUGUGUCAAAAGUAGAUUUUAGAUAACAAUUUAAGGCUCAAAAAAACAUUGUAAAAAGAACUAAUUAUAUUACUUACCCGAAAGGUUUUAAAAUGUAAACUCAAUUCUUAAUGUUUUGGUAAAUGAAAAACUCAAGCAUCGAAGAAGAAUAUUUUUAUUUAUCAUCAUUUAAUACAAUUCCAGUUUGGAUAUUCGACACAUUGUACAUUCAUGAUGAAUAUUUAGUAAAUACUAAUACUAAUUCAUUCUCAAUUUGACUCAAAUAAAUCUGGCAACAAUGAAAUCAGCUCACAAAACGCGGUAAAUGUAGACGCAGCAGUGAAUGUAAACCCUCGUUCCGUGAUAUUCAUGACAGAUCUACUUUACAUUUUUUAAGUUAGGGAAAAAUGUGAGGUUCGGCUCCUAAAAGUAGUUUAGAAUAUUUGUUUGUUUUUUCGCUUCGUAAAAUUGUUUUUUUAUACCCGACAAUGCCUAUAUAAUGUUUCACCUGUGAAAAUAUGUUCUCUGUCAGAUUGUCUUCUGACGUCACAAAUUACACGACAUUAUCUCACUUGAUAGUAAAAAAGUUUCUUCAGUGUAAACUUUACUUUAUAAUACCUUCUUAACUUUGGAAAAACGAACCAAAAAAAUUAAACAUUGAGAAAUAUUAACUUUACCAAGAUGAAAGCUUUCAUAAGAUGGCUACACGUUUGUUGUGAUUUGUGACGUCAUACAAUUAGAUUGUGUGGGGUUAAUGAAAGUAGAUCGUCUUAUUUUUUUGUAGAAGAGUCUUUGACGUCAAUGCACGGAACAAGGAUCUAUAUUUACCGUUUCGUGUCAAAUCAGUACCUUCAAAUGAAAAUCGAACCUAGUCUUUUAGGACUUCAAAAUAUAUCGAUUAUUUCAAAUCGAUUCGAUUUCAAAUCCCAAUAAAAAUGUAUUUCAGUGAAAAAAGUAUAUUCUAAUUACUAGAAAUCACUAAUGUUGUGAACAUACUGUACGAGGUGUGGUUAUUAAAUAACUAGACUGGUGAUAUAAAAUAUUUCAUCUCAAUAUUAUGUAUAUUUAUUUAUUAUCACCUUCAACAUAUGUCCCUCACGCAGAUUUGAUUCUUUACCUUUUCUAAUAAGUUUUAGUCAUUUUCAAUCACAUUCAAAAUGUCAACACAAACAUCUUCGCGAGCUUCUUGUUAUUCAAGGUAUUAGUUCUGCACACAAUUUUCAUGUAACACAUUUUUUGUCAAUUUCUAUAGAUUCAACAAUCGCAGGCAAACUUAACCCACAGUCAGAUCGAAUAAGAUUGUCUUCAACGUAUUCUCGGCCAUCUUGAAAACCAGUCAAAAACCCAUCGACGCGACAAACAUUCAUUUUUAUAUACUUGUUUCAAUAAAUUAUAAGUUUUUUCAAGUUUCAUGAGAAAUUUCACAACAAUCAGUUGAUUUAUUUUAACGGCAAAACAAAAAAACAAACGACGAUUACGACUACGCUGGUUUAUAUACAAACACGGUAGAGAUCGCAUUCAAGAGUACGCUUCAAGGUAAACAGCUGACGGUCGUUAAUCUUUAACGCAUGCGUAGUUUUUCUAUAACAGCGCUAGUCUCGUUAUUUAAUAGCCACACGUCGUGUAUACACCGCAUUAGUAGUGUAUUUUUAUUAUUAAAAAAAUGUGUCUAAUAAUUUGGUAUUUGCUGGAAAAAAAUCAAGUCUAGAUGUUUAUAAUUUUUAAUCAAAUGUUUAAUACUGUGUAUUUCAAAUGUUAUCUUCAUUGUAAUGUUCAAUUUUUAAAAAUUGCUCAGUAUAUAUUUUAUAUAUAAAUCUUUAGAUAGUUGUUUAGCUUUUCAGCUUUUAUAUAAGGUAGUUCGGAGUUAUGUUCAUUAAUUUCUAGAGCUGACAGUACCGGGUGGGCAAUGGAUUAUAUUACAGUUUCAAGAAUUUUUAUAAACUUGAUGUUACUUAAAUUCUAGAAGGCGUUGUUUCAUAUGUUUUAUAUAUUUUAAAUAUUGUGAUUUUUCUUGUAAAUUUGAAACAUAAAAGUUUGAGUAUGUCUUUUGAAAGUAAACUAAAUUAACAUUAAGACAGGGAAACGUAAAGCUUAUAUUACUAACAAUGGGAAUAAAUAAUUAAAUGAACCAUCUAACAGAUCUUACAAUUCUCGUUGGAUCCAGGAAAUCCAACAUCAGGGUCGUUGAUCGUAAAUAUAUAGUGGGGAAUUCUAAGCGGCCAUUUUUUUCGAAUGACAUAGUUUUAAUGGGCAAAAAUACAUUCACAGAAACGAAUUGCCACUCCUUUUAGAAGACAUACCCUUUGUCAUUCGUCGUGACAUGUUCUUACGACAUGAUGGUUGCUAUGUUUGCCAUUUUUUAGAUCAAACGUACCCUAUUGGGCCACCCAGAUCUCCAGACCUAACUUCUUGUUUGUUGGGGCGAAUAAAAGCUCUCGUUUACACCAAUAGAUCCACGACAAGAGUUGAUCUGUCUUAUCCACUCAUCGGCGUCUGAUUUCAUAUAGAGAAAAUGAUGGAUAAUAAUUUGAACACCUAGGGAGCCACUAUUUACGUAGCUAGUUAUCUAAGUUGAUAACUGUUAGAUAAGUUACAUGGUUUAUUUAAUGACCUAACCUAACUUAGCCAAUGUAAGAACUUUCCAUCCAGAAUAAAUUUCUAAUUUCCGUUUGAGCGAACCAGCCCAAUAGGCGUUUGAAGAAAAGGUUAUAACAAUCGGGCUUACAGGCAUUUUAUUAUAAUAAGGUUCCCACUCUCUCCUACUUCAUAUUUGAAAAGAUAUACUAAAGCUUGCUGAAUAAAAAAUGCACAGAAAUUAUAGAGGAAGUUGAUUAUUGUUCAUAAAUUACUACUUAAUUUGGUAAAUUUCGAAAAAUUUAGCUUAUUUAAUUUCAUAUCUGCAGAUACGACCUCUAGUAGUGGACCUAACAUUCUGAAAAUAAUUUCCACGUGUUUUUAGUGCACAUGAACAAAAUUUUUCAAAGUUUUCGGGUCAAAAAUCGCUGCAGCCACCACAGUAACAUUUCCUCUCGAUUCAUUCUAACCAAACCAAAUACCAGAUGUAAUUAGGAAAAAAUGUAUGUGGAUGUAUCAACUUUUUCACUCAGUAUAGUCAAGAUUCAGACUCAAAAUAUGAUAUCCAUAAUUAAAACGAUUUGGAUACACAAGGUUCACCUCUUUAAAUACUUUUAAACAAAGUCUACAUUACGCAGUACCCGUAUUUAUAGAGAUACUUUCAGUUUUAGAAAUUAGUGUAUAUUAUUGUAUUUGUAGGGCAGUUGAAAUAUUUUUUAUAAUUUAAAAAUGAUUAGUUCAAACCUGUGUUUCAUAAAAUAUUGUAGGAGCAAGUCAAAAUAAUCAAAAACUCGAGCAUACACCACAGUUUUAACUGCCCAACUUAGUCCAUUUGCAGUAUUAUACUUUUCUAUGCAAUUAAAGAUAUUUUACUGUUUGUUAUUUCAUUUAUAAGUUUAAUUGUUAUAUAAAUUUUGUCUUCCGACAUAAAUAUAUUUUGUAAAUCAUAAUUUUGUUAGUAUUUUUCAGAAAAAAACGUGAAAAUUUGUUAAUAUAUUGAUGUCAUCAAUGUUAUGAAUAAAUGUUUUUACUAA